AGGGGACGGAGGACGAAGGUCGCGCUUCCAGCAGCGCCUGGUCGCGAGUCUGGGAAUCCUAUCUGGCUUCGCCGCCGGCCUGAGCGAGGAUGGUAGCCCAUAAAGUGAGCUAUACAUGCACGGAGAAAGUAUGGGAACACUUAUUAAAAUUCAAGGUCUCUCUUGGUCUCCUAUUGCUUCAUUUGAUUUUGGCUUCUGGCAGAGCCAGUGAUGCAAGUAUCUCAUCAAACCUUAGAAACUUUUCUGCAAGCACAACAAAUUUGUCUUCAAUUGGAACUCUGGAUACUGCAGGAGCAAACAUUUUAUAUAAGAAAGUGUGUAAGUUAUCGGAUAUAUGUAAAGAUUCAGUUUUCUACAUGGGCAGUAUGAAAUUUCAAAUUCAUGAAAACAAUUCAGAUACUUCAUAUAACCUAACAGUAAAAUAUCCUGACAACAACACUAAUCUGUACCUGUUAAAAGUUUAUUCAACCCAACUACCAGAAAUAAAUAUUUCAGAUUUCAAUAAAACACUUCAACAGCUAAGUCAGUCAUCUCUCAUGCAGUGUAAUGAAAUAAACCAGAGUAUAGUCAACUGUAUUUUUAUAAUAGAACUGGAGAAAGGAAUUAAUAUAAGCAACAUAAUAUCAGAGUUAGAAGAAAAAGCAGAACUGAAUCUAAUUGAAUCAUGCUGCUGUUUAAUGCAGCCAUUUUCUUGUCCAAAUGCCCAAGAGUUGCAUCGUUUUCAGUGUGAUAUUCAUGAACCAGUUGGCUGUAGUGGUCAUAGUACUCCUGACUCUCCAGUUACAUCUGUAGGUCCUUUCUCUUUUACAAUGCAGCCUGAAGACUUUUCCCCUGAAUUGUCCUCUGAAUCAACAACUGUUUUGCCACCUCCUUUCACUGAGCCCGCAACAAUAAAUAUUUCUACUAUAAAUGCUACUCAUAAUCCUUUCACUGAGCUUUCUUCUGGAUUUCCUACAAAGUCAACCAAUAUAUUUGUUCCUUCAACCUUGGUUGAAACAAUUAAUUCAGAUUUUACAAACCAUUCUACCCAUCCUAUUAGUACUUUUCCAGAGGUACAUCCCACAGCAUCUACAAUAUCUAAUGCUCAGCAUACAACAUCGAUUUCUUCAGCCAUCAUGUCCAUGUCUUCUUCUAUGAUCUACACUAAUGAUAUUGGAGGACCAAGUAAAAAAACCACAGAACAAAUCUCUCAUAAUAAUUCAAGCAUUACCAAUAGUACUGAUGCCUCCAAUGUCAGCAGCAUUGUUUCAGAGCUUGAAAGCUACUUAACUGCAGAAACAAUAGCACCAUCUCUUGGACAGUCGAUGCUGGAAAGAGUUAGCUUCCUUCUAAGCAUGCCCCAAUCACAAAUAUAUCCAAUGUCUAAAAGAAUAAUAAAAAUAGUGGAUGUGAUUGGAUUAAAAUUGAAAUUCUCAACAACAUCCAUUAAUCUUACCACUCCUACUUUGGCUCUGGCUGUCAUGAAAGUCAACAGUAGCUCUUUUAGCAAAGUUUCUUUUGCUGUUCAACAUUCCUCAGAUCUUGAGGUUACCCUUGGAAUUGAAGUGCCAUCAAAGAUUAUUGGAUCCAUUACACUUCCAUCAUCAAUAAUGGAAGAAUUGUCACCUCAAGAUAAGCAUAUAGCUUCUAGAAUUACAUUUAAUUUUUUUAAAAAAACAACUCUAUUCCAGGAUUCUACACUGAAAAAUUUGUCUUUGUUCAGCUAUGUUAUAUCAUCAAGUAUUGCUAACCUUUCAGUCAACAACUUGAAGACAAAUGUGACUGUCACGCUACAAAAUAUCAGGCCUAAUCAGGAGAACUUGACAUUAAGAUGUGCCUUCUGGGAUUUCAGUAAAAAUGGUGACCAAGGCAGUUGGAAUUCUGAAGGUUGUGUGGUAAAAGAAAGAACAAUGAAUGAAACCGUCUGUAACUGCAAUCACCUGACAAGUUUUGGCAUAUUACUGGAUUUAUCAAGAAACCCCACUAUAUCUCCAGUUCAAGUGCUAAUUCUAACUUUCAUCACCUACAUCGGUUGUGGACUUUCAGCUAUUUUUCUUUCUGUGACUCUUGUUACCUACAUUGCAUUUGAGAAAAUCCGAAGAGACUACCCAUCUAAAAUUCUUAUCCAGCUCUGCAUUGCACUGCUUCUUCUAAACCUCAUUUUCCUGCUGGAUUCCUGGAUUGCUCUGUAUGAGAUCCAGAAUCUGUGCAUUUCUGUUGCUGCCUUUCUUCAUUAUUUUCUUUUGGUUUCUUUCACCUGGAUGGGCCUUGAAGCCUUUCACAUGUAUCUUGCCCUUGUGAAAGUAUUCAAUACGUACGUUAGAAAAUAUAUUCUAAAGUUCUGCAUUAUUGGCUGGGGAUUACCAGCUAUAGUAGUAACCAUUGUACUAGCAAUAUCUCCAUAUAACUAUGGGCUUGGAUCAUAUGGAAAAUUUCCCAAUGGUUCAUCUGAUGAAUUCUGCUGGAUUAAGAAUGACAUUGUAUUUUACAUCACAGUUGUGGGAUACUUCUGUACAAUAUUCUUGCUCAACAUCAGUAUGUUCAUAGUAGUACUGAUUCAGCUUUGUAGAAUCAAAAAGAAGAAGCAGCUUGGUGCCCAGAGGAAAACUAGCAUACAAGAUCUCAGGAGUGUUGCUGGCCUUACAUUCUUAUUGGGAAUUACUUGGGGAUUUGCCUUUUUUGCAUGGGGUCCUGUAAAUCUUAUUUUUAUGUAUCUCUUUGCGAUUUUUAAUACUUUGCAAGGGUUUUUCAUUUUUGUUUUUUACUGUAUUGCAAAGGAGAAUGUUCGCAAACAAUGGAGAAGGUAUUUGUGUUGUGGCAAAUACCGGCUGGCUGAGAAUUCAGACUGGAGCAGAACUGCUACUAAUGGCUUAAGGAAGCAGAAUAUUAAUCAAGGUGUAUCCAAUUCUUCACAUUCUUUACAAUCUAACAAUAACUCUACUAAUUCUACAUCGAUGCUAAUGAGCAGUGAUUAUUCUGUGCACUCAAAUGGCAAUGAAAAUAUCUCUCAGGGGAAGAAUGGUGUUUCUUUCCAUGUACAGAAUGGUGAUGUGCAGCUUCCUGAAUUUUCAGUUAAAAAGCAUGUAUUUCAUGAAAACAAUGAUAUAUCCCAUAAAAAGUCUUGCAUUUCACUGAGAAGAACUUCCAAAAAAAAGAGCCUGCAAUUUAUGGAACCAUUAUGACUUUUAAAAUAUUUUCCAUUAUUUUACCAAGUAAUAUACAGGUUUAUUUUAACUGUUACACAUAAUGUGAACAAAAGAAAGUCAUUAAUGUACAAGGGCAAAACUUCAACUUUGGGGUCAAAGCUCUACAAUAUUUCCCCUUUUUAAUGCUAUUGAUAGAUAUUAACAACAUAUGUUAAAAGUAGCUUUGUGGCUGCAAAACAUGAACCACUCCAUAUUUGCUUCUUCCCCACCCCAAAAUUGAGUUUUAAAAGUUUUUUUAUAUACUUGACAGAGUUACAAAUAACUCAAACUAUCAUGCAAUAAUGCUAUGUUAAAAUAGAUACAAAUAAGCUGAAGUCUGAAAAAGAUGCAAAUACUGAUUUUCUGAAUAAUGUACAUGGUAUUAUAACUUUCUUUUAUCAGGAUGUGGUCACAGACAUUAUAUUUUUAUAUAGAGAAAACUGUCUUUUGGUUACCCAAUAAAUGUAUAUUUAUUUCUAAUUAAUUGGUCAUAUUCCUUUGUAUAAAAAUAAAUGUGUACUGUUGAAGUUUUACUGUAAUUAUUGAACAAAUAUGAAGUGCUUUAUUAUUCUGGUAUACAAACCAUUUGUAUCUAUAUGUGUAAAUAACUUUAAAAUGGUAAAGUUAAAUAAACCAUCUAACUGUAAAUAUGAAUUAUGCAACAAUGGAAACUGCUUGCUUUAUUGCUUGUCAGUAUUACAACUUCCUUAUGAAUAGCUUGAUCUCUGGGGGCAGCUGGGACAGAGGUGGGGAGCAGAAUUAUGGUUUUUAAGAAGAUAAAGGGAAAAUAUACGAAGUAUUUCUGUACAGAAUACUGUCACAUUAUUAAAAUGAAACCAGUCUGGGUUGAAGGUUGACACAAAUACUUCUGGUAAUAGGUACAGUAUAUCAUGACAUUUUCUAAAAGGAGGAAACUGGAGGAGAAAUUGGUUUCUUAAUGAUCAUUUGAGAAGAACUGGGAUUUAUAGUUUCCAAAGAGAUGGUUGUGGAAACAGAUCCAUGGUAUUUAAACAGACCCUUCAGCAAACAUAAUUCACGAUUUAUGAGCAGCACAGUUGGGUUUUCAACCAGUCUGCCAGAGAUACUUUUUAACUGGAAAGAGGAGUAAAGACAAGAUAGUUUGAGAAAUUGAUAGUAUUUUCACAUGAAGUCAGCCUUGACCUCUGUUGGUAAAUUGGUAAAUUUCUCCCUGAAUCCUUGUUUAAAAACUACCU
This is a messenger RNA of Notechis scutatus (mainland tiger snake), 4378 nucleotides long. It is a transcript of the gene ADGRG2, whose product is annotated as adhesion G protein-coupled receptor G2. NCBI's taxonomy places the organism in Eukaryota, Metazoa, Chordata, Lepidosauria, Squamata, Elapidae. The record is from RefSeq and is a predicted model, not a curated record. Gene Ontology annotation, biological process: adenylate cyclase-activating G protein-coupled receptor signaling pathway; cell surface receptor signaling pathway. Gene Ontology annotation, molecular function: G protein-coupled receptor activity. Gene Ontology annotation, cellular component: plasma membrane.